AUGACAAACACCUGGAAAUUCCAAAAGCCGGCUUCCCCCUCAGCCCUGGUAUUUGAUUGGUCAAACGCUCUUUGCUGCGCUACAGGUGAAUCACCGCUAAAUUCAUUGUCAUUUAGGAGGUGUCUCACUAUUAAAUCAAUACUCAAAACAUCCGCAAGAUUUUCAGAUUCUUUGACGAAAGUGAUGAGUGGCGGUGGCACCAGUAGAGGUUCUGGUCGUGCUCAUUUCCGGAGCAGGUUGGGCUGUUGCAUUUGCGGGACAAAGUCGUCUAGUUCGCGUUUCACAGCUUCUGAGCGCUAUGCAGAACACUUUGGUCCCUGUUUUGGUGAAGUCGCCGCUAGACGGUGCGGCGAUCUCUGCAACGCUUGUGUACUCUGCGUCAAACGUUGGAUUCAGCGUGGAAGGCAACCGGGCUACUUCUCGCAGGUUCUGGACAGUAAACAGGGUCCUGGUCCGAAGCACAUGAAGGAGAUUACAAAGCGGGCUCGUCGUCGAGAAGCCAAACAGCAGCAAAUGUUGCAACUCCAAAAGCAACUACUACAUCAACAACAGCAGCACGAGCUGUCUACACGAGGAAAUAGCCGCGUCUCUUCUUUGAUGGUGGGCACCGAUGCUUGUGGCGAUGUCAUCGUGCCUCCGGCUUCACCUACCAGCGUUGUGCGAACACGCUCAUCCGUAUCGCGAAAACUCGGUUUUGCCGCAAACAAUGCAGGCACCAUUCUUAAUGUGAAUUUGGCGGCUGAUUUUGAUGUUAUCAGCAAUCUGGCGGAAAUAUCAACCUCGUCUUCGUCAUCGUCAUUGCAUUACCCUCAAGGGCGGUCUGACACUACCUCCUUCCUCUCGGCGUCACUUUCUCGUUCAAUGGUUUUUCGCACUUCCCAUAUGGCACCAGCCGGAUUCGGUGAGUCAAGUAGCAGUCAGGUCAGUCUGUGCGACAGUCAUUCGCCAGCGAGCCUCCACCAUCUCCACGAAAACUUUCGUCCGCCGCGUCCACCGCAGGCGGGUGCUAUAUUGCAGGCCAAUGGUGGAUGCGCCACCAGUGGGAUCUCUGUCGGUGGUAUUGGUAGUGGUGGCGGUGUUGGCGUGAUGACUCGAGCUGCAGCUUCCGCCUCGGCAUCGAACUCCCUCGGCGGCUUCUUCGAUGGAGCUUCUUCGACGGCCUCCUCCACCACCUCUACACCCUCCACACCCACUCGUCGGCAGAAUCGGCGCACGCGUCUUCCGCCCGUCAAAAUCUCUUCUACUGGCCUCGAGGUACACGACAUACUGCGCAAGAUCCAAAAAGAUAAUAACAACAUGAACAUGGACAAUCGUCAGAUUAACAUGGCAAUGCAACGCGAGAUUCGGCUGCGGAACCGAAUCGUCAAUCCUCCUUCUACAGCCUUCAAGGGACCUCAGGCACCCACCGAUGCCGCGGCAGCCAACGUUAGCGACAACUCCGCUACCGCCGCUGGUGCUGUCACUGGCAACGCUGCCACCCCUGGUAGUAGUGACAAUCUCUCCAGCGAUCUUCGCGUCUAA
Messenger RNA from Echinococcus granulosus, 1521 nucleotides. RefSeq lists its product as hypothetical. Lineage: Eukaryota; Metazoa; Platyhelminthes; Cestoda; Cyclophyllidea; Taeniidae. The transcript has 8 exons. The record is from RefSeq and is a predicted model, not a curated record. The coding region runs from base 1 to 1521 and encodes 506 amino acids. Gene Ontology annotation, biological process: negative regulation of cell migration.